This is a messenger RNA of Leptopilina heterotoma, 4892 nucleotides long. It is a transcript of the gene Sulf1, whose product is annotated as extracellular sulfatase SULF-1 homolog. NCBI's taxonomy places the organism in Eukaryota, Metazoa, Arthropoda, Insecta, Hymenoptera, Figitidae. Gene Ontology annotation, molecular function: glycosaminoglycan binding; N-acetylglucosamine-6-sulfatase activity. The coding region runs from base 557 to 3925 and encodes 1122 amino acids. The record is from RefSeq and is a predicted model, not a curated record. The transcript has 14 exons.
UCACAACACAUACAAAUGCCUUCGUAUAUUUACUAUUCAGUAUCGUUGCGACCAUCGGUGGGGUCGCAACGCCUCACCCAUAGUGUAGAAAACUAGUUCACCACGUGUAUUUUGUGAAUUGUGUAAAACUAAUAAGGAAAUUUUAAGUAUUCACAUUUGCAAUACUUGGAACAAUAUUUUUUUGGGUCCAUAAUCAAUAACGUCUUUCUCUCACAUAGAAUCUCAAACAUCUCAAUACAUUUCAAUACAUAUGUAAUACAUACCGGCUUGUAGUAUUAGAAAGAGGAACAAUCUAUACUUGAUAUUCAAUUGUUGGUAUGUUUUUGUAAUACGAGAGAAAAUAAUUAAUAUCAACAUCAUUUUUAUUAUUCUAACUGGAACAAUAAUUAAGAUUCAAACCUUUCUGCUACUUAAAGGUUUUACUUUACAAUAACUUGAAAGUGUCUUCUUUAUUACCAAAAGAGGCUUGAUCUCUAAAGGAACAUUUUUUAGCAUUUACAACAGAUGGAAACCUGACGGGACAAUAUAUUUUCUGAGACAUUGCAGUUGGAAAAUAAUGAUGUUUGUUUUUCACUGCAAUGUAUGGAUUUUCUUAUUGGUACUAAAAGUUGAAUUAACUGUAACUGACAGUCUUGCAGAGGAUAUUUUUAACAAACAACAUAAUGAUUCAGUUAACAAAAGCUACUACAAUGACAAUAACAACUUUAACUCACAUUAUUUAUUUUAUCCCAAAUCCAAGGAAAAAAAACCAAACAUUGUUCUGAUACUAACAGAUGAUCAAGAUGUUGAACUUGGGUCCUUAAACUACAUGCCAAAAACCUUAAGGCGAAUAAGAGAUAAUGGAGCUGAAUUGAGGCAUGCAUAUGUAACUACUCCAAUGUGCUGUCCAAGUAGAAGUUCUCUUUUGACUGGUCGCUAUGUUCACAAUCAUCAAGUGUUCACUAAUAAUGACAACUGCAGCAGUCCUCAGUGGCAACGUGAUCAUGAACCUCAUUCCUUCGCUGUUUACCUCAGCAACGCUGGUUAUCGUACUGGAUAUUUUGGCAAAUAUUUGAAUAAGUAUAAUGGAUCAUAUAUUCCUCCUGGAUGGCGCGAGUGGGGAGGAUUAAUAAUGAAUUCACGAUACUAUAACUACAGUGUGAACAUGAAUGGCAAGAGGAUAAAGCAUGGGUUCGAAUACAGUAAAGAUUAUUACCCGGAUCUAAUAGCAAAUGAUAGUGUAUCAUUUUUACGACAAAGUAAAUAUAAUAUGGCUCGUAAGCCAUUAAUGUUAGUUGCCAGUUUUCCCGCACCUCAUGGACCUGAAGACUCUGCUCCACAAUUUUCUAAUCUAUUCUUCAAUGUCACCACGCAUCACACACCUUCUUAUGAUUAUGCUCCAAAUCCGGAUAAACAGUGGAUUUUGCAAGUGACCAAGAAAAUGCAGCCGAUUCACAAAGAAUUCACUGAUUUAUUAAUGACUAAAAGACUUCAAACAUUACAAAGCGUUGACGAUGCAGUUGAACGAAUUUGCAAAGAACUGGAAGCUCUUGGUGAGAUGGAUAAUACUUACAUAAUUUAUACAUCUGACCAUGGUUAUCAUCUUGGUCAAUUUGGCCUUGUCAAGGGGAAAAGUUUCCCCUUUGAAUUCGACGUGCGCGUUCCUUUUCUAAUCCGUGGUCCUGGCAUUCAACCCGGUUCGAUAAUAGAUGACAUCGUUUUAAAUAUUGACUUGGCUCCUACUUUUUUGGAUAUCGCUGGUAUAGACGUACCUUCGCAUAUGGAUGGUCGUUCAUUUAGAAAACUCUUUCUAAAUGAACAUGGCAGAAGAAUAAAAAUUAAGUGGCCAGACACAUUUCUAAUUGAAUCAUCAGGUCGCAGAGAAAUUGCAGAUAUGAGUGCAGAAGCUAAACUUAAAAAAGCUAGAAGACAAUUUAAUACUGGAACCAAGCAAAUGUUGAAUGUAUCUGCAGAAAAUGAUGACAUUGCUUCUUUGAAUCACUCAGAAGCAAAGAAAAAUGUUGGUUAUAAAAUCAACGUUAAUAAGGCACGAGAUAUUUUCGAUAAUGAUGAUUUCAAUGAAUUAUUCAUAGACGACAUAAAAUGUUCGAGGCCUGAAGCUCAAGCAGACUGUAUUCCGGGUCAAAAAUGGCGUUGCGAACGAGACGGUCAUCGAUGGAGAAAAUAUAAAUGUCGGAAACCAACAGUACAAUCUUCUUCGCAAGUCGAAACAAGAAAAUGUGCCUGUUUCACGCCGAAUGGAGUUGUUUACACAAGACUGGAAACGAAUAACUUUAAUAAGCAUGCUGCUAUUGCUGGCAAAAAGAAGAAAGGAAAUCCGAUCAAUGGGACUAAUAAUAGCAUUUCUUUAAAUAGGGAUAUUUUAAAUUGGAAGCCAAACAACUUGAAUCAACGAGCAGUUAAAUACUUUUAUCACAUUUUUAAAAAGUACAUGCAGAGACGUUCAAAUGUCAAUAAUCGAUUUUCAAGAACUCAGAGGAGUGCAGCAAGGAAAGAAGUUCAGAAAGACAGAAUGAAGACUGUGAAGAGUAUUGAACAUGAGUUAGAUGAUGUUAAGAGCAUCAGAAGGACUCACUUAAAGAAACACCUUCCUCGAAAUGAUAAAGAUGAAGAAAAUGAAUCUAACAAUUUCAAUGAAUCAAAAAUGAAUCAAAAACAAAAGUCCUUCCAUCGAAAGCCUCGAAAUCACACAAGUCGUCAACAAACAGAACUCGACAAAACAAACAAUCAACAAACCAUUUCAAAUACAUUUCAAACAACUUUAAAAAGUACUCCAAAUGAGAAAAACAUAAUUUUUUUACUAGACAAAAUAAAUGCAAUGAAUAACCUACCGAGAAAAGAAAAGAGGAGAAAAUUAAAUAAAAUUUUACAAUCCACAGCACAAUCAGAAUUUUUUACCAACGAAUCUCACAGGGGAAAUGAAACUCAAGACAAGUACAAAAAAUGUUGUAAAUAUAAUCGAAGAAAUGAUACCUCAUUCAAUAACAGUGACAAUAAAAAGAAUUUUAUCUUAGAAUCUACAAAAGACAACGAAAAUUUUAUUGACGAACAAUCGAAAAAGACUACUGAUUAUAUUACUAAAUCAAUAACCACCACGGAGUCAUCGACAUUACAAAAAUCAGAAAAUGAUUUUAAUCAUUUACCCAAGACAACUCCUGGCGCUUUAGAAACAAUGGAUUUGUCUAAUACUCUUCCAGAUGUUACGACGACAAAGCUGAUGAAGAAUAAGAGACGAAGGAAUUAUAAUAGACGUGAGACAGAUUUACAAAAUUCAACAGAUUUGAAACCAUCUUUCCGAAUACAAAAACAUGGUAACACGAAAAAAAAUUUCAAGUUACCUACAGUGAUGAAUUAUCCAUUUAAUGGACACAGUAAAUGUUACUGCGAACCGGACACAUACUACAAACGAGAUAUAGAAGAUGCAGCUAAGAAAGAGAGACGAAGGAUAAAAGAAGAAUUAAUGCGUAAACGGGAAAGGAAAUUGAGGAAAAAGAGUAAACUGGAAAAACAAUGUAUAAUGGAGAAAAUGAAUUGUUUCGAGCACAAUAAUGAUCACUGGCGAACUGAGCCAUUAUGGAGCAGCGGACCAUUCUGCUUUUGCAUGAAUGCUAAUAACAAUACCUAUUCAUGUGUUCGUACAAUUAAUAGUACUCAUAAUUUUCUUUACUGUGAAUUCACAACGGGAUUAGUCACGUUUUAUAACUUAAGAAUAGAUCCAUUCGAACAAUGGAAUAGAAUAUCGUCAUUAACUUCAUCAGAAGUAACAUAUUUACAUAAUCAAUUGGAACGUCUUAAAGAAUGCCGAGGCGCACAAGAGUGCACUGUUGGCAAUGUUGGCAAUGUUAGAAAGACAGUAAAUUAUGCAAAGCAAAAAUCUAGCAACUCUUCAAGAGAAGCUGAAGCCAGGACAGCCGAAAAAACAUGACAUAAUACAUAGCAAAAUGCAUUAAAUUAAAAAUAAGUUGAAGCAUACUAGCCAGAAAGUUUUUAUAAUUAUUUAGUUGCUAAAAUUAGUGGAUUAAAAUUGUUGCUUAGUCAGGUUUUAUAAAAUAAUUAUAAUACACUUGUACAGACUAAGUACAGUUUAACUGAAGCGAUUUGAGAUUAUUUCUAGUAUAUUUUAAUCAAUUACGAUUUAGAGUGUUCAAAGAUCUCUGAAAUUCCUAGGUUAUGUAAGACAUCUGAUUGAUCCGAUUAUCGCAAAUUCAAACAAUCUUCACGAUUAUUAUAAUUUAGAAAAUGCUUACCCAUAUCGUACGUUGGCAGAUUUUGUAUAAAGUGUCUGUAUUCAGAGGAAAAUUUAUUAGAAAAUGUUUGUUUACCAAUUUUACGUCAUUUAAACCAGUUAGUGCUUUUGGCGAUAAUCGAAGGUCUCACAUAACCUACAAAUUGCAGAGACCUUCAAUCACUCUUCAAAUGCAUAAUAUAAUUUAUUGCUAUUUGGUUUAAGUUUUUUAUGAAUAUAUAAUCAUAGCUUAUUUAUUGAUAUUGCGCAAUUUUAAUUAUUUAUAUUUUCUUGGACACGUAUUUAAUAUUAGUAUUAUUAAUUUUUAUUUAUUCUACCACAGUGCUCAUGUAAUUUAUUCAAAAUUAAUUUAUCAAUGAUUGAUAUUUAAAAUUUUUCAUUCUUUCAAUAUUAAAUUAUUAUUCAUUAUUAUAUUUGUAUUAUCUUCGAAGGUGUGUUGUGUGUGCGAGCGAAAAUUUGUAUAUUUUAGAUUGUGUGCGUGGGAAAAUAAUAAAAAAAAAUCAUACUUAUUUCAUUUACAAAAAAAAAAUAAUGUUGCGCAUUCGCAGAAAAUAUUUAUAACACUUCCAAUUAAGUUUUGAGCACUUUUUGCUGUGAUAACACGGUAUUUGUAGAGAAAAUUCUUAAAUAAAAAUAUUAUACAAAA